GGCGGUGAUGAUUACUUUAAACUCAACACGGGAUGGUUAUCUCUUUACAAAGCCAUAUCACAUAUGAUCCAUAAGAGGAAUUGUGGAAAAAAGAAGAAGCCGCGAACGGGAUUACAAUUGCAAGAAAAGGUAAGAAGGAACAGAGAGGAAACUGUCACUACAGUGAACUUAAAGUGAUAAUUGAGAAACAGUAUUUAAUAUCGUUACGAAGACGCGCGUGGACGAUUGAUUGAAGAAGUUUUUUUUUGUCAACAUGGAUAACUUAAACAUUUCAAGCGAAGUGGACAGUUACAUUGACAACAGUAAUACAUCCACUUGUAAUUCUACAAGUCGCUACUCUCUGGCCACCAUCAUAGGGCUUGCGGGGCUGGUGAGCUUCCUCAUCUUGUUUACUAUAGUGGGAAAUGUGCUAGUUGUUAUCGCCGUUUUAACAAGCAGAGCGCUUAAGCCACCCCAAAAUCUUUUCCUUGUGUCCCUGGCCAGUGCGGACAUUCUGGUGGCCACACUGAUAAUCCCCUUCUCUUUGGCCAAUGAAUUAAUGGGCUACUGGUUUUUUGGGAAAGUUUGGUGUGAUAUCUAUUUAGCACUAGAUGUUCUUUUCUGCACAUCAUCUAUUGUUCACCUGUGUGCCAUAAGUCUGGACAGGUACUGGUCUGUAACACAGGCAGUUGAGUAUAAUCUCAAGCGAACACCUAACAGAGUGAAGGGAAUGAUUGUGGUGGUCUGGCUGAUCGCAGCUGUGAUCUCCUUCCCACCGCUCAUCACCAUGGACCGUAAUAAUGAGGGUAAAGAGAGUGAACCACAAUGCCAGCUGAACGACCACACGUGGUACAUCCUCUACUCCAGCAUCGGGUCAUUCUUUGCCCCAUGUGUCAUCAUGAUCCUUGUUUACAUCCGAAUCUACCAAGUUGCUAAGACAAGAACCCGAAAUAUGUCUGAAAAGCGCCGUGAUACAGAUGGCGGCACAGGAACGCCAAGGCUGGAGAAUGGGUUGAGCCGUGAGGAUUCUCGGCGGGAAAAUGGGCACUGUGCCUCACCGGCAUCAGGGGAACACAGAACAGGCGAGGAUGACCCAGAUGCUGAGCUUGAGGACAGCAGCUCAUCCGAUGAGAAGGCCAAGCAAAUGCAAAACGAGACGGUGCCCACACGAAAAGAUCGGCGAUCCAGCCGCAAGAACAGCUCCAGCUCCAAGCAUUCUAGCCGGAAGUCUCGUGCCAGCAGCAAGUCCCUGGACUUGUUUUCGUCCCGCAGAAAGAGGAGGAACACCAUUUCUAGAAAGAAAAUCUCACAGGCACGAGAGAAACGUUUCACCUUUGUACUGGCUGUGGUCAUGGGCGUGUUUGUGGUCUGCUGGUUUCCGUUCUUCUUCAGCUAUAGUCUGCAUGGGAUCUGCCGGGAGCCCUGUUCCAUCAAUGACACCCUUUUCAAGUUUUUCUUCUGGAUUGGUUACUGCAACAGCUCCCUCAACCCUGUAAUCUACACCAUCUUCAACCAGGAUUUCCGUAGAGCUUUUCAGAAGAUCCUGUGCAGGUCAUGGAAAAGGUCUUUUUAGAGGAUAAUGGCAGCCAGUUGGCAAAUGCAGCAUCCAGUGCAAUUAACAUAGGAUUGACAUGACAGAAAAGCCUUUGAUAGUUCUCAAGGAAGAGAGAUUCCCCCCUCCUCCACCAAAUUAAAUUAAUAAAUACCACUGCCUCAAAAUCUUUGCAUUGACAAUUUGUACACAACAGUGACAUUGGUAUUUGUUCCCUACUUUGUUGUUUAAUGCUUUUGAUUCUGUGAGGACAACAUAUCCUGGUCAUAUAAGUGGUACUUCAUGCUACAGAUGCUUCAAAAGCAUUCACCUGAACUGGGUAGCACUGUACCACAUUAUAGGAAACAGGCUUAUCUUUAUUAUGGCUGCAGGCACUUCUAAGUUAUCAAGAGACAUAUUUAUGAUGAGUUUGCACAUAUGGCUUGUCUCAUUGUGGCU
This is a messenger RNA of Xyrauchen texanus (razorback sucker), 1969 nucleotides long. RefSeq names its product adrenoceptor alpha 2C (gene adra2c). Bases 254 to 1552 code for a protein of 432 amino acids. NCBI's taxonomy places the organism in Eukaryota, Metazoa, Chordata, Actinopteri, Cypriniformes, Catostomidae. The record is from RefSeq and is a predicted model, not a curated record. The transcript has a single exon. Gene Ontology annotation, biological process: regulation of smooth muscle contraction; regulation of vasoconstriction; platelet activation. Gene Ontology annotation, cellular component: membrane. Gene Ontology annotation, molecular function: alpha2-adrenergic receptor activity.